ACACAAUCGGAGAUUCACCCAGUUAAUGAGUUCUGGAAUCGGACUUUAUUUAUUGUUGUGCCACCUGGUACUGACAGGGCGGCCCGACAGUCCACUUCAUUCAAUGUGAUCUUGUGCCGGCGGCGGCCGUAGUUUGCGGCCUCCCCCCGCCAUCCCCCGGGCCAUGUCCCGGGCCCCCUGCUCUGUUCUCAGCCCUCGCCUGGACCUCUAUAAUUUCCAGAGCCCGGAGGCCGAGCUGCGCAGCCGCUAUGUGCUCACCAGCCCGCGCUCGCUCCAGGCGUGCGCGCGCCGCCACGUGCAGCCCGUCCAGCUCCUGCCGCGCUCCCUCCGCGAGCUGGCGCGCGAGACCCCGCUCGAGCCGCUCCGCCACCUGCACCGCCGGUACCAGGAGCUCGAGAGGGAGCGCCGCAGGAGGCUCCGAGAGUGCAGAGAAGAGAGACAGCGCAUCAUAGAGGAAGAAAAGGCCAGAAGAACACCCAUACCGACUUUUGUGAAAUUUUCUGCUCCGCAAUCUACAAAUGAAUCUGGUUUUCCCAACAGUCAUGUUCUGGAUACUGUCCAUGAAGACCAAAGCUCUUCAAGAGCUCCUCUAUCAGAUGGCAAGAACAUGUCGUCAUCUUUGGGGGCCAUUUCAGAAGAAAGUAAAAGGCCAAUGGACACGUCUGGACAGCAGAAGACGAAGAAUUCACAGGACACCAGCCUGAGUGGAUAUUUUCGGAAGAACACCAGUCUCGGUGAUCUAAGGCAGUCCCCUGCCACAGCAAAGAAACUGGACAAACUCGUUAGUGAGAUCCGAAGAGAAACCAAUGUGAUCAUUCCUGAACGUGAUCGGAAGAUUGCAGCAUUAAUGCUGGUUAAACAUCAGGAAGAACAGGAGAGGUUGGAACAGUGUCUCAGAGCCCAGCAGUUCUGGGAUAAACUGAAGAGGACAGAAAGAUUAGCACAAGUGGAGCAAGAGACGGAAAGACAAAAAGGCUUGAUCAAGAGUAUUGGCAGGUGA
Messenger RNA from Rhincodon typus (whale shark), 1000 nucleotides. Its product is annotated as coiled-coil domain-containing protein 177-like. The transcript is spliced from 2 exons. NCBI's taxonomy places the organism in Eukaryota, Metazoa, Chordata, Chondrichthyes, Orectolobiformes, Rhincodontidae. The coding region runs from base 164 to 1000 and encodes 278 amino acids. The record is from RefSeq and is a predicted model, not a curated record.